Messenger RNA from Drosophila serrata, 713 nucleotides. RefSeq lists its product as uncharacterized. The record is from RefSeq and is a predicted model, not a curated record. Lineage: Eukaryota; Metazoa; Arthropoda; Insecta; Diptera; Drosophilidae.
AUAUAAUAGGGAAUGUUCUACUACUGCUGCUGUCGCCAGCCAGCAGUGGUGAUCCUCGUCUGCCUGCUCUACAUCCUGCUCGUGCUCGUCUUCUUUGUCAAUGUCUUUCUUGCGGAUCGUAAUAUGCACACGAAUCUAAUGAUGCGAAAUGGUGGACACGGUAUCCAUGGCGGCGGUGGAAUAGGAGGAGUAGGAGGACUAGGACCAAUUCCACCCGCUGGCAUGCAUCCAUCGGGUCACCAUAAUCCAUACGAUAUGCAUGGAUACAAUCAUUACAGCAACUACCAUCCGCAAGUGGACACCAAGCAGAGGCAACAGCAGCAUCAGCAGCAGCAGCAGCAGCAGGAUAUGAACAGGAAGACGCCCAAUCAGCAGCAGCCCGAACAGGAUAUUUACUACUACUUCAACCACGUAUUCAGGCGGCGACGGCGACGGUCGCUUAAUAAUCCCUCUUCCACUCCCACUCCCAGCACCCCGACCCAAAACCUAAACAUUUAGUGCAUUAAUUUAUACUUACAUUCACAUACAUAGAUAUAUAUAAAUUCUAUAUAUAUAUACAUAUACAUAUACAUAUAGCCAAGCAGCAAAGCAGCGGAUUUUGUAAAGAAUGAGAAAUUCAUUUGUAAAAUUAAUAGCAAUCGAUUAAACUGAGAAGAAGAACCAACAAUCCGGUAUAUACAUACAUAACUAAAUAAACGAAAAGCCACAGCCGA